CAUUUAUGGGGACCAAACAGUGGACGUGAGCACAGUGAGGCAGUGGCUGGUGUGUUUCAGCAGUAGCAACAGUAGGUCACCUAUGCUGUUACUGAUUUUUAUAGGCAUGGAAUAUCGGUUCUUGUUCAUCACUGGUGAAAAUGCAUAACUAAUGGUGGUGACUAUGUUAAGAAAUAGUGUUUUGUAGCCGAGAAUUUGCUCAGUCUAAUGGUAUUAUUGUACUCUUUGUAUCUGUUGUCUUUUCCAUGGUUCCAUGGAAAGAAGAAGGAGGCAAUGAUUUCGGAGUGAGUGACCUACGUACAUUCUUUUAUGAGGAAAGCUUUCAUCCCUUUACUAGGACUCUUGUCUCAUUCCAAAUAACAUUGAUCUGUAUUUGUCAUUGUUUUAUAGCAAGACUUCCCAGUCUCAGAAUGAGGGUUUUUAUUUUAAAUCUGACUACUUGUGCUCACUUACUAAUACUAAUAAAGUCAGCAAGACUUUAUUAUAAGAAGCAAGAGUAAGCAAGAAUAUCUGAUCAUAAAUCCUUCCCUUCAGUUUCAGUUGUUAAAACUGCCAAACAAAGCAACUGACUUUUAAUUUUUGGCCAUUGUAUCCAUCCAACAGUAAUUUUCUUAGAAGUUCCUAGGGAAGUGUCCAUCCAUUUUCUACAAAUUUGAUGAACUGAUGUUUUUUUUUUAAAUUUUAGUUUUGCAUUCUUUUCAAAAUGAAGUGCUCAAAUUGUAAAACAGAAGCAGAUUUUCAGUUUUGUGAAUAAAGUAAUGAUUGAAAAAUUUCUAAGUUGUUAUGACUGCAAUUUUAUAUAAUUGUGGGAAAAAAAUUUUUUUGAGAAUGCAAGACAUCUUGACUUUGAAAAUGUGGGUUCAUUGGGUGUUGCUUGCACUGCCAACUUUAGGAAGCCUAGGUAUCAUUGUAUUUAGGGUUAGAAUAUCUGUAUAAAGCUCUCCUAUAAGCUUCUAGGCAUCCUCACAAUUCUUUAAAGUAGCAAAAAACAUUGAGAGAUUGUCAUAAACACAGCGGAGGGCUGAAGCACCAGCUGGUCAAUAACCUUCCAUCUUGCUCUUGGGCUGGGAAAUAGCAAUGGAGCCUGUGAUAGCUUGCUUGGAAAGUGAAUUUGGAUUUUUUUUGGUGGAGUAUUUUGGGGAAAAGAUGCAGCACCUUGCAAAGGUAUAGCCUGUGUGCCAAUUCCCUUUAGUGGCAGCAGUACCAUCACUGAAUAGCAGGAUGGACUGCAACGGUGACGCUGUCUGAAAAGAAAUGGAGGCAGUUUCUUAGACCAGCAAGACCAGGGCUACUUGGUGUGAUAGAUCAAAAUAAUCUUAAAAUAGGAUUAAAAAACAGGAGGCAGUUAAUGCAAAUGUCAGAGCAGCAGAUUAAUGAUUAUGCGACAGGAGACUUGGCGGCAAGGGGCCAUUUGCUUGCAGACCAGAGGCAAUCUCCAGACAGACUGCAGUCAAUGCACAGGUUUUCAGGAGCCCCAUGCUGUGGCAGCAGUGUUUGAGCAAAGCAUGUAUGAUUUGCUCAUGGAGCUGAAAACAGGGUGGCGUGACAUUGGUGACCCGGUGAUCUAGCAGGUCAUGCAGACUGGAUCCACAGUGUCAGAGGCAUCAAUCUCCCUGCUGCAUCUUCUGAGUGUCGCCCCUAACCAGGCAGUGGCUUCUCUACUCUCUCUUGAUUUUCUGCCUGCCCUCCUCCUCCUCUUUCUUCUUCCUCUUCUUUCUCCUGCUCACAGGAGGUGCUCCCAGGCCCCACUCAGUGUACUUGUAGAGGUGGAGGCAUAAAGCUCUGUGCUGUCUGGUCACUGACAGUAGUCUCCACAUCUUCUUCCUGUCCUUGAGAGUCUCUAAAUAAGAGACUUGAUGACACCUUUUAUGCAUCUGCAGCACAGCUGGAAUGAGCUGUGAUUAUAACCACCUAGUGGAAAUAUGCUGUAGACUCUGGCUUUGCAGACCUCAUCUCUGCUUGAGGUGAGACUUAAGGAGGAAUACGUGCAGGCAAAGACAGUGUGCAAUCAAGCAUUGCAUAGAAACUGGAAGUGUCUCCAGGGGUUUUCAACUUCUUUUUUUUUUUAUUAGUACAAAUAUUUUUGCUUCCUCUCAGCAUCAGUUCUCUUCAGGAGCUACUGUACACAGUGUUCAAGCUGAAAAAUUAGCCUGCUCUUAUCCUGAUAUCAACAGGAACUGCAGUAAGGUAUAAUUGUGGUAGGAACCGGAUAAGGACAAUAAUAGUUAGCAUGUUAAUUGCCUUAGAUCUCUGAAGCAUUUUGUGACUGCCAGAUCAGGGUAAUGUCUAAAAAGCCUGUUGUCUUGCCUACAUGGUUUUGCUUAUAUAUGAACUAAUCUCUUCUGAGUCCAUGUGUAACUGGCUGCACAAUCCAUAUACAAAGUAGGUUUUAAAAUCAAGGCUUCCCAACCCUUCUUCUUUCCUCCCAUCACAAGAUACUGUCCAUCCCCUGCAGAUGUUUCACCACAUUGAGCCACACUCACAGUGACCUUACAGAAGAUACCAGAAACUGCCCUGGCAUAAAUGAAAAUCCCAUUUGGUUCAGCUGAUAAACUUUGAUUCAGUCCCUUUUUGUAAUGACUGCAUCAGAAUGAGAUAUAUAUUCUUAUGCUUAAUAUUAUAAAAACCUUCACCAUGUUAUGUAAAUACAUUUUGUUGUUUUUACAAGUAAGGAAAACAUAGCCAAAAUAGCAUAAAAAUAAGUAACAUGUUUAUAUCUGGAAUUCCAGAUACAAAAUGGAUUUGAUAGAAUUAGUAAAAUUAGGGAAACAAAUUGUUGGAAAGAAAUCCUUCAGCAGCUGAAACUCAGCCACAUGUGAUUCCAAGCUUUUGUGCAGGCAAGGCAAGAUUUUAACUGGUGUAGUGUCAGACCAAGACUGUAACACAGUAUUAGAGGAGGGAACCAAAGCUUUUGCAAGUAUUUACACAACCGUCUGUAUACUGAUGGGUAGAGGUGCCCUGUACUGGCCUGUCCUUUAAAGGACAUUGUUUUCUAUUGAUGUUUCAUCUAAAGGUUUUUCCAUUAAUUAAGAUGAGCUUAUGUAAUCUUUUUAAUACAUUACUACUUCUCCUAUCCUGAGGCCAUGUCAAUGACAGGCUACACGUGUGCUUUAACACACCUCUCCAAUAUGCACUUACACAGUCCCUGCUAUACACGAUAGCAUGUGAACUCCAGCUGGCUGCAAAGAAAGGCAAGAUCAGGACUGACUCCGGUUUGCCCCCGGGACCAGAACAUGAGCCCAGUUGUGUACAGUUUAUCAGUGAGCUAUAUCCUUACUGAUCCCUUCCAACUUGGGAUAUUCUAUGAUUUUAUUUGCUUUAAAUAUCUCUGCACUGUCACAGUGGACUACUUUGUCUUUUAUUACUGUGUGUUGACUAGCCUUUUCUGGGAUUUAACCAUUUGUAUAUUUUCUUUGUAAAACUGCCAGUAAAAUUAGACCUGGUUAUCACCAAGCUGUGUUCAAAGAACAACAGUUCUUUUAUCUAUCCUGCUCUGCUUUGGUGUUUGUGAAAUUGCAGAAGUUGUGCUUGGGCAUUCUAAUUUUUCCCUACAUUCAAAUAUACACAAAAUAGUGAAACUAAAGGUGUUUAAGAGUUCCUAUAUGAGGGAAAUGUUUGUUCUGAGGAGAAGACCUGGUACACACUGUGUUUCUCCUGGGAGCACACACUUUUGUCUGAAUCAUGUGCUACUGGCUUGUGGUGAAUGGUGGUGUUUUAAAACUGUACUGCUGACACAAUAUUGAAGUGGAAUACCCUGAAGGAAAGACAGUGAUGCACUUAAAUAAUUGUACCACGUAUCCUGUGCCUGCUUUUUGAAUGUUCAUAGUUACCUUUUGCAAAUAUCUUGUUUCGUUCCCUUGCGUGCUUGAUCGGGGAACAAAGGAGUAAGAGGAAAGUUGUCCCUGUUGAAGCCUUAAAGCUGAGCGUCCAGCUGCUGCCACCAGCACUCGGUCUGGCAGAGCAGCCCAUGCAGUUCCCGGCAGGCAGCAGUGCCAGUCUCGGCCUCCAUCCCACUUCCUAGAAGUGGCCACAAUGGUGAGCAACCGACGAGGAAGUGACGUCUGUCGCAGAGGCUCCUGCAAACACCCGUCACUUCGGGAAGCACAAACCCGCCCCGUAGCCCCGGUGCCACUGCUAUAAAGCAACAUGCCCCAUCUGAGCUCUGGCACAGCUUCCUCCAGCUGAUGUGUCGGGUGGGAGAAACGCAGGCAUGCUGGCAGCGUGAGAGGAGAAACAUCAUUUGACUCAGUGAAGAAUUAAAUCCAACAGCACUGCAGAGCCGCGUGGGAGAGAAGGGGAUUUUAGACUCAAGUGGCACAAUCAAGUCUUCAGAAGUAAAGACAUUUGGAACAGCUUCUCCCAAAAUGGAAGUUAUCUAGACAGCCCCUGAGACCUCUCUGCAUCCUGCUUCUGCCGCACCGGGACGGUGUUCUUAGCCCUGGUCUUAAAUAAAAUGUUGGAUUCUAUCAAGUGCGUGCUGGUGGGAGACUCUGCAGUGGGAAAAACAUCUCUCUUGGUACGUUUCAUCUCUGACACUUUUCCAGAUAACUACCGACCCACUGUGUAUGAGAACACUGGAGUGGAUGUCUUCAUGGACGGCGUGCAGAUUAGCCUAGGCCUUUGGGACACAUCUGGAAGCGAUGCCUUCAGAGGCAUUCGCCCCCUCUCCUACCAACAGGCAGAUGUGGUGUUAAUGUGCUACUCUGUGGCAAACCACAACUCCUUUCUAAACCUGAGGAGCAAAUGGAUUGGCGAGAUCCGCAACCAUCUGCCCCGCGUCCCUGUUUUGGUAGUGGCCACGCAGACCGACCAGCGCGAGUCGGGGCCUUACCGCUCCUCCUGCAUCAGCUCGAUGGAUGGCAAGCGGCUCGCCCAGGACGUGCGAGCCAAAGGCUACUUGGAGUGCUCAGCCCUCAGCAACCGCGGUGUGCAGCAGGUGUUUGAGUAUGCUGUGCGGACAGCAGUCAAUCAAGCCAAGAGGCAGAACAGGCGGAAACUCUUCUCCAUUAACGAGUGCAAGAUCUUCUGAGGACUGCCAGCAGUGGUUUUGCCUAUGUUCGUUGUUUCUGCCUUUGCACAAAGAUGCUGCGGCAGAGAUAAUGGGAGCGAAUCAAAGACAGGAGGACUCCUGUCAGGACCAUGGUACAGGUGGCCCCAGUAAAACACAUGUGCGCUCUGUCAGUUCUGUUCCCCUACCCAACACACAUGGGCACUAUCUUUAAAAACGACAGAUGCAGGCAGGGGCCUUUGUUCUCAACUCUGUGUUUGUAAUUUGCCAUCUUGGACUGAAGCAGACCCAGUCUGGAGAUUUACAGAUCAUAGUUGUGCAGAUUUUGUUAUCAGUGUUCCUCAGCUGUUGGUUUGUCUGCAUUUAUUUCACAACAAACUUCACCUGGAUCAACCUUCCCUCUUGACGUAUCUGUCCGAGUGUUUUGUUGUUUUUUUUUUACUCUAAGAACCUAAUGUAUAGGUAUAAAUGUAUAAAAUCUGACCACUGUGUAUCUAUUUAAAAGAUUCUUGUAUAUGUUGUUGUAAAAUCCUGACAAUUUGUUUUCAUAUUUCUAUCUAACCAACAUGCAAAUAAUUCUAUCCAUAUAAUAAAUGGCCUGCAGGCAAGCCUAGCACUUCUUACACAUGCCUGAGUUACUGCCCAACAGUGAUCAAACACACUGUGUCCAGCAUAGGAGUGAUCAAAACUUUGUGACAUUUGAUAGUUGACUUUGUGAGAUUUAUUUUCUUACCUUAGUCCUGUUCCUGGGAAAAUAGAGACCGCUGCAACACUGUGGUCAGAGAUGUGCUGAAGCAAGAGGAACUUAACCUGACUCUUCCUAGACUUGACCUAGUUACAACCCCAGAAGGGCUGGCUUGUAGUCAAGGCUAACCAUGCGGGUAGGGUGGUAGAGACAAAUCUGUGCUAUCAUCACUUCUCAUGUUCCUGCCAUAAUUCUGGAGGCAAAAGACUUCAUUCUCUAGGGAUGAAUGGUAUUUUUUUUCCAUGAGCACUAACAUUCUCACAUAUUUUUAGCACAUUUUGAUUAUAAACAGUGGUUUUCAUGAAACAAGUAUCCUAUUUGCUGGAGUGCAAGUAAUGUCUGGACAAUGCUCGCAAACAAUCUAAUUUUUGAGUGGUCCUGUGUGGAGUCAGGAGUUGGACUUGACGAUCCUUAUGGAUCUCUUCCAACUCAAGGAAUUCAAUGAAUCUAUGAUUCUACUACAGUAAAAAAAAUAAGUACAUGGCAGUGUUGAAUGUGCAUAUUUACAAUGGCUAAAUAAAACAUUCUUUUGAGUUUGCAUGCUAAGCAUAACGGCCUGGAUUCUAUAAAACAACGACUGUAGCAGGAGUUGUGCCCUGGAGAGCUUGGCAAGUCUGAGCACCAAGUUCUGACAUACCUGCUUGGGCCAAGUUACCCUUCUGCACAGAGAGUCAGGCUAAAGAAGUGGCACUUCAAGAUGUGUAAGUGCAUACUGCUGGAAGACAGAGUGGGGUCAACACACACCACACUGUGCAUUCCCUGUGAGUGGUGUGGUGGCCCCACUCCUGAGCUUAUCUGUGCCAAAACCUCUGCCCCACACCAUCCCACAGGUCUUGCAGAUUGGUCUCAUCCCAAGGUUUCUGCUGCCCUCCCCACCCUUCAGUGAGCUCAGAACUGAGGCUUAUAGCAUGCUGCCAUGGAAGGUGUUGCUCAAAACAGUAGGAUGAUUCUCUCUCCAUGAGGAUCCCAAGAGAAUUAACUGUGUCUGUUCUGACUAAGCCUGACUCAUGCAUUCCAACUGGAAUUGAUGCAAAAGCUUGUCUGAUUCAAAUCCAAGGUGGGACUUUGGGAGUUAUCCUACUUAGCAUAUAAUUUAUAGCUCAGAUCUAACCUACUGAUAGUUUAUACCAGAAAUAUCAGUCAGGUGCCCUUCUCCAUGCUCUGUUCUCCAUCUGAGCUUCUUCACGAGGAGAAAUUCCAAAUGGAACAAUUCUCCUCCUAUGAAUCCUAGGGAUGGUCUCAGUUGUGUUAUAGGUGAACAAGUAUCAGCAUUAUGGGCACCUUGAGCAGCAGUAGUGCAUGGGACACUUGUUAUUGCAGCAAUCCCCAAAACUCCCAGGCAGGUGAAUAGUCAUCAGCCUUAUUCCAAGUGAGGUCAUAAAAACAUGCUGGUCUCAUGUGUAAGGUUUUAUUAUCAGCUUCAAAUCCUCACAAGCUUCUGCACCUGAGCAUACAUUUUUCCUGCACUCUUCUCUUUACAUUUUCUCUUUCUCUUUGUAAAACUUUUGGUGUACAUUGGAAAUCCCUAGCCCCCUCGAACACUAAAACUGACAUAUUUGUAAAAGAACCUGAACUGCCUGAUACCUACAUGGAGUUACACAGAUGUUAGGUAUUUUCAUUCCUCAUUUAAAAAUCUUUUGGCUUUUGGAAGAAGUAAGUUCCAAUAUCCCAACUCUUGUAAUGUGUUGUCAAUGAAAGUAUUGUUUCUUGCACCCCCUAAUUUAAAAGUAGCCAUUGUUACUGUUUGAACAUUAAAGAUCACAUGCAAAAUUUUGCAUUGUCAGUCUUAAAGUCU
Molecule: messenger RNA, 7548 nt
Organism: Phasianus colchicus (ring-necked pheasant)
Lineage: Eukaryota; Metazoa; Chordata; Aves; Galliformes; Phasianidae
Gene: RHOH
Product: ras homolog family member H
Biological process (GO): small GTPase-mediated signal transduction
Molecular function (GO): GTPase activity; GTP binding
Source: RefSeq, a predicted model, not a curated record